Messenger RNA from Styela clava, 649 nucleotides. RefSeq lists its product as uncharacterized. The record is from RefSeq and is a predicted model, not a curated record. Lineage: Eukaryota; Metazoa; Chordata; Ascidiacea; Stolidobranchia; Styelidae.
AAUUUAGAAAUCGUAAUAUAAUGCAUGUACCUGAAAUAAUAAUAUUCUUCAUAUUUUCAUUUGCUGCAUUUCUGUCGACAUAUUCAGCAUCAACCAUCACUGCAAACCUGAACAAAUCCGAACUGAACAACUCUACAAACUGUACUAACCGUGCAAAUUUGACUGAUACCAAAAAUUCAACUAGCUUUACGUGCCCAGAAGAAAGCAAAAGCCGUGCUUGGAUUGCUGGUGUUGUUAUUUUUAUAGUGCUCUUCCUAUUUGGCGGUAUUUGCGGAAAAGGAAACGUAUCCGUUUCAAUUGGUGGCGGAGGUUUCGGUGCUGGAGGAGGGGACGGCGGGGGUUGUGGAUGAAGAGAUUUUGUUUUUGAGGUUUUGUAAGAAAAAUGUGACAAUAUAUAAUUAUCAUCAAGCACAGUUUUUUUCAUACGUAUUUAUGUAUAUUGUAAAUGUUUCAUUUAACGUAAAAUCAACGUUCUAUUUUAAAUCAGACGAGUUUUAAAAAUAGUAAAAUCUAUAUAUCAUUGGUCAUUUCGUACAUUGCUAAAUAUUUUAAACAUUACUUAAUUAUGAUUCGUUUUUGUGUGCAUAAUAAUGACAUGUACCCAAAUUUUGUAUGAUAUAUUUUUACUCCAAUAAAAUAAUAAACAAUA